This is a messenger RNA of Planococcus citri (citrus mealybug), 1891 nucleotides long. RefSeq names its product SET domain-containing protein SmydA-8-like. Bases 113 to 1714 code for a protein of 533 amino acids. The record is from RefSeq and is a predicted model, not a curated record. Gene Ontology annotation, molecular function: protein binding. The transcript is spliced from 8 exons. NCBI's taxonomy places the organism in Eukaryota, Metazoa, Arthropoda, Insecta, Hemiptera, Pseudococcidae.
UACAGCUUGCUAUUGGUGCCCGGUGAAAUAUACUUAUGUUUUCGGAAAUUUAUUUCAAUUGAGAAGUUUCGUUGAUUGUGAUCUCAAGUUUAAAUUCGAUUUGUGAUUCGAAAUGCUGGAAAUACUUCAAAAUAACGAUAAAUGUUGGAUUUGUGAUAAUACAUCUUCAAAAAAAUGUAGCGCAUGCAAGCAAAUAAAUUAUUGCAGCAUAGAACAUCAAAAAAGUGAUUGGAAGAGGCAUAAGAAGAAUUGUAAACCUUGUAUGGUGAAAAAUGACCGGAAAAAAGGACGUUGUCUGGUCACCACACGUGAUAUUGCUCCUAAUGAAAUCAUAUUCGAUGAGGAACCUCUAGUGCUUGGGCCUCGAAAUGUAUCCCCUGAUCCGGUUUGCUUGGGGUGUCAUAUGCCGGUGUCCCCCAUAUCAUCCCCUAAAUGUGAAAAAUGUGGUUGGCCAAUCUGUGGUACGAAAUGUGCUGGACUGGAAACAACACAUCGUGCAGAAUGUGAUAUAUUGUCAGCUGGUAGAAAUAACGUUGAAAAUAAUUACAUGUAUGAAUUGAUAUUGCCUUUAAGAUGCAUUUUGCUGAAGAAAAACGAUCCUGAAAAGUGGAAUAUAUUGAUAAACAUGGAAUCGCAUUUAAAUAAGAGGACUCCUGGAACUGAAGCAUUCAAAGAAAUUGAAAUAAUUCACAAAUACUUGGAAGAUAACUUUAUGGCGAACACUACUGAAAAUGAAAAAAUAUCACAAGAUGAUUUCCAUAAAGUUUGUGGUGUAAUUGAAGUGAAUUCUUUGGAUGUUCCUUUUGACGUUGCUGAACUUUCUGCUUUAUACCCAACAUUUUCUUUGCUGGAACAUGAUUGCUCGCCAAAUAUCAAGAUAUCGUUUAACAAACAAAAUGUAAUCGUUCGUUCGGCCACAUCAAUUAAAAGUGACCAAAACCUUAGCACAAUGUACACAAACACAAUUUGGGGUACUCAAAUGAGGCAAAGACAUUUGUUCAAUACGAAAUAUUUCAUCUGUGAAUGUCAACGGUGUAAAGACCCUACAGAGUUGGGAACAAAUUUCAGCAGUUUGAAAUGUUUGCAGGAUAAUUGCAAUAGUUACUUGCUACCAGAAGACCCACUGAAUCUUGAGACCACAUGGAAAUGUAACAAAUGCAAUUCUGCGUUAUCAACAUUUGACGUAGAAGAUAUACUUUCAAGAAUCGGAUACGAAGUAGAAAAAAUAUUAGAAGAGAUAAAUCCAAAUGUUCAAAGUGUCGAAAUGGUUUUAGAAAAAAUAUUAUCCGUGUUGCAUCCCCAUCAUUAUUAUUGUUUCUCAAUAAAGCAUUCCUUGAUUCAACUAUAUGGCAAUCAAGUGCAAUACGCGGCUCUAGAUCAUAAGAUCUUGACUAGAAAAAUUGAAUACUGCAAAGAAUUACUAUCGACUCUUUCGAAAUUAGAUAGUACCGGAUCAAGAGCACCUUUAUACGUUGCCAUCUUAAAUAACGAAUUAUCAUCCGCAAUUUUGGAAACAAUGAAACGAAGGUUAUCGGAGACGUUGGAUUUAUCAGCGAUUCAAGAUGAUGCCAAAGAAGCUAAAAAGUUAAUUACCAAGGCUAUAUUACUUUUGAACGAAGAACCUAAUUCGAGAAUUAAUUUACAAUUGAUUCAAUCUUGUAAAAAUGUAUUUAAAGAGAUAGAAGAAACAUUAAAAGGGGAACACAUUUCGUAGUAGGGUAAAACGUACUGUACCUAUCGAGUAAAGUUAUCCUACUCAAUAUUUUUAAAUGAACUUGGGAAAUAAGUAUAAAAGAUCACAUCACAUUAUUAAGAUGUUAACAGAUACUUACAAAUAAUAAAUGUGUAUUUCUUUAAAAGUGAAUACCAAUAAAAUAAUUACGUAUUUUAA